Messenger RNA from Tripterygium wilfordii, 1925 nucleotides. Its product is annotated as auxin-responsive protein IAA13-like. The coding region runs from base 550 to 1467 and encodes 305 amino acids. Gene Ontology annotation, cellular component: nucleus. Gene Ontology annotation, biological process: regulation of DNA-templated transcription. Gene Ontology annotation, molecular function: protein binding. The transcript is spliced from 5 exons. NCBI's taxonomy places the organism in Eukaryota, Viridiplantae, Streptophyta, Magnoliopsida, Celastrales, Celastraceae. The record is from RefSeq and is a predicted model, not a curated record.
CAUAGGGUUGGAGUUGUUCAGAAAACCCAUCAUUAACCAUAGACCAGAUUAUUACUGGCUUUCUUUUUGAUGAUGGUGCAGAAGUAACACAGCUGUGAUUUCUGACCAAAAGAAGUGCAGAAGGGGAGAAAGAAAGAAGAGAGACUCGAGUUCUGGCUUCUGACCAGACUUGAAAACACCUGACCCAAAAUUGUUUCUGUCAUUGGUUUAUUUGUCAUUGUCCCAAUCUUUUUCUUCUCUCUCCCGUUUUAGAAUUUAUACUUCUACUACAAACAGAGGAAGAUGAGAGUCUAAAGGGUUAUGAUCAUGUCAAGAAAUUUUUUUGAUAAGUGCUAGGAGCACUAGCAGACAACUGGGCCCCAUCAUCAUCACUCCCUCCACCACCAACUCCUCCCUUCCUCUUCCCAUGCUUUUCCACUCAUACUAUGCUCUCUCUUCUUUCUUCUCUUCCUCUCCAUUUCUUCUCGACUUCUCUCUCAAUUUCUUGAAAGAAAGAACUUUAAAGAUCUUUUCUUGAGUGGGUUUGCUAUCAAUUUAUUGUUUGUUCUGAUGGAAGGUGCUGCUCUUGGGUUACUUUGUGGUGGUUCUUCUGGGGUCUCCACAAAUGAGUCCACAGUGUCAAAAGUGAAUGUGGUCGAGCAAGAUCAGUAUGUGGAGGCUACUUCAUACCCAGCUGAGAGUGAGCUUGAGUUGGGUUUGGGCCUGAGCCUUGGUGUUGGUGGUGGUGGGAAGGUUAAGGCUAGUGAAUGGAGUGAGUGUGGCAGAAUCUUGACUGCCAAGGAUUUCCCUUCAGUGCUCUCUCCUGCUCAUAGAGGAGCUAACAAUGCUUCUGUUUCUUCUGCUGUUGCUGUUUCUGGGACAAAGAGAGCUGCUGACUCUUCUCCUCAAGAGGGUGGAUCUCCUCCUGGUGGCAGCCAGCUUGUGGGAUGGCCACCUAUAGGGGUUCACAGGAUGAACAGCUUGGUGAGCCAAACAAAGGCUCUAAAAGCAGAAGAGGAGAAGUCUGCGGUUGCUGGAAAAAAUCACAAAUCCGAAGAUGCUUCAAAGAAGAAAAUAUGCAAUGGCAACAAGACCAAUAUUGUGAGCGAAAACGGUCAUCUUGGAUUUGUUAAGGUGAAUAUGGAUGGAGUUCCUAUAGGAAGGAAGGUGGAUUUGAAUGCUCAUACUUGCUACGAAACCUUAGCCCGUAACUUGGAGGACAUGUUUUUUAGGUCCAACUCAACUCUCAAUUCCAUUGGAUCUGGUGGAGAGAAGGAAGAAGCAAAGAACUCCUCCAAGCUUUUGGAUGGAUCGUGUGGAUUUGUGCUCACUUAUGAAGAUAAGGAGGGAGACUGGAUGCUUGUGGGAGACGUUCCAUGGGGGAUGUUCCACAUUUCAGUCAAACGGCUCCGAAUCAUGAGGACUUCUGAGGCUAAUGGACUUGCUCCGAGAUUUGAAGUUCGGAAGGAAAGAAGCAAACCUGUUUAGCAUCAAAGCUGACCCUUCUACAAUCUGAUGAGAUUAAAAACAAAAAAAAAAAUCCACAGUUUGAAAACACAACUAGAAAAGUUGACGAGUUGGAGCAUUUUGCAAAGAGCUGUGCUGCGCUUUAUUUCAGUGUCAUCGUUGCCAAUCAAUCUCUGGUUCUCACUGCCUUUUUUGGUCUCUUAGGUGAUGAUAUUCAUUGUAGUUUUCGAUUUCUUUAUAUGGUGCUGCUGCCAUAUAGGCCUGUGCACUUGACUACAUUGGUGCUUUCUCAUACUGUAAAUAUGAGAGUACUUAUAUCUAGAGAUUGUUAAGUUUUUUUCAAGCUUUCAAUCCAGCGGACUCAAAUUUUGUUUGUUAUAGAAAAUAGUGUUUUGUGUGGCUUCUUAGGAAAUUUUCGCGGUUUUAGCUCUUCAUGUUCUCUAAUAUAUUGUAAUUCAGAGUCGCGUUUUUGAGUGUCA